Corticium candelabrum is the source of this 784-nucleotide messenger RNA. RefSeq names its product 32 kDa beta-galactoside-binding lectin-like. Bases 9 to 524 code for a protein of 171 amino acids. The record is from RefSeq and is a predicted model, not a curated record. Gene Ontology annotation, molecular function: carbohydrate binding. NCBI's taxonomy places the organism in Eukaryota, Metazoa, Porifera, Homoscleromorpha, Homosclerophorida, Plakinidae. The transcript is spliced from 3 exons.
CUUCCAACAUGGCCGUUGUUGGUCUUCCUCUAGAAGAGCCUGUCCGUCUUACUCCGCCAGCUGUAAUUUCUAUCAAGGGAAAAGUAUGCAGUAAACCACAACGUUUGAACAUUAAUUUGACUCUUGACGGCAGAAGCGACGCGACGAGGCCUCUUCACGUCAGUAUUCGUUUUGACAAACAAGUAGUCGUCUUUAACUCGAUGAAAGACGGAAAAUGGGACGGCGAAGAAACAUUGAAAACAUUUCCAUUCAAGAAGGAUUCUGAUUUUGAGCUGUGUGUCUUUGUGACUGAGAACAAUUUCGAAUUUAUCGUCGACCGGAAAUUUGUUUACGCUUACAAACAAAAACUGCCUAACAACUACUUAUUUGUACGGUUUAUAAAAUUGCACGAUACCACGGAAGAAGUUAAUGCGCCAGGAUUUAUUGUGACUUCUGUCAAGGUUGAGAAAUACAUUGAAAAGCAGACAGUGCUGUCUUUUCCUUCUCGAAUGUCAAUUUCAGCAACGUCUGAUCAUGAUUCAUGAUACGUGCUGUUCAGCUGGGGCAAGCGCUCAUCAGUCAAUUGAUUUAGUUUUCUUACUUCUUUUUUACUUAGGUGGUAACCUCUGCUUGCAUAUGGUAGAAUGUUGUUGUGAUAACUUUUUGCGUUGUAAGAUUAGAAAGUGUUGUCUGCUUUCGGUGACUGUACGUUGUAGCAUCUAGCUGAGGCACUUAUCCAUAACAUAUUGUGUUCUAAUAGACAGUAUGCAUAGGAAUGCAAUUGCAUGAUGUACUACAAAACUUC